GGUGGAACCCAUGGUUUCGGCAUGCUGUUGCUUCAACCGGGAUACUGCUCUAGGGAGGCCCAUUCGUGGUGCCGUCCAACAUGGAGGACAAUAUAACCAUGCCCAUGCGCCUUCAUCUUCACUUUUAGAGUCUUUUUAGAAGACUCGACUUACUUGUCAGUUCCAGCACAGCAGUGUCUGGUACCGUCUGAUUCACGGAACCUCACUGCGGCUUGUUUCGGAACCUCUCCAAACAAGCAAAAUGGGCGACAAGAACUUCCUCGUUGACUUCCUGGCUGGCGGUGUUUCCGCUGCCGUCUCCAAGACGGCUGCCGCUCCUAUUGAGCGUGUGAAGCUGCUGAUCCAGAACCAGGAUGAGAUGAUUAAGCAGGGCCGCCUGGCGACCCCCUACAAGGGCAUCGGCGACUGCUUCGGCCGCACCAUGAAGGAGGAGGGCUUUGUCUCGCUGUGGCGUGGCAACACCGCCAACGUCAUCCGGUACUUCCCUACCCAGGCCCUGAACUUUGCCUUCAAGGACAAGUUCAAGCGCAUGUUCGGCUACAGCAAGGACAAGGAGUACUGGAAGUGGUUCGCCGGCAACAUGGCCUCCGGUGGUGCUGCUGGUGCCGUUUCGCUGGCGUUCGUCUACUCUCUGGACUACGCCCGUACCCGCCUGGCCAACGACGCCAAGUCUGCCAAGAAGGGUGGCGGCGACCGCCAGUUCAACGGCCUGGUCGAUGUGUACCGCAAGACCAUUGCCUCCGACGGUGUUGCCGGUCUGUACCGCGGCUUCAACAUCUCGUGCGUUGGCAUUGUGGUGUACCGCGGUCUGUACUUCGGCAUGUACGACUCCCUCAAGCCCGUGGUGCUGGUCGGCAACCUGGCCAACAACUUCCUGGCCUCCUUCCUGCUGGGCUGGGGCAUCACGAUUGGCGCUGGCCUGGCGUCUUACCCCAUCGACACCAUUCGUCGUCGUAUGAUGAUGACCUCGGGCGCGGCCGUCAAGUACAACAGCUCCUUCCACUGCUUCCAGGAGAUCGUGAAGAACGAGGGCACCAAGUCGCUGUUCAAGGGCGCUGGCGCUAACAUCCUGCGUGCCGUGGCCGGCGCUGGUGUGCUGGCUGGCUACGACCAGCUGCAGGUCAUUCUCCUGGGCAAGAAGUACGGCAGCGGCGAGGCCUAAGCGCCUUGACUUGUGCAGCGCAGUCUCUUGACGGAUUGCGGUCCUGUUCCCUUUUGGGGACUCUAGCUUCGCAACAUGGCAACAUGGCGCAGUACAGUAUUCUUUUCUAACUGCAGUGCGACUACGAGUGUGACAGGUGGCACUUCAAGGAAGCUGGAUGGCAGUUUCGAUUGUUUGAUGACGUGCCCGCCUAUGGUGGUGUUUCGGUGGUCCCAGGCCCUCGCCUUGACAGAUUGCGGCGACCUCUGAAGCCGCACUUCGCGGCUUGGUUGCAUAGCAUGAUCAAUAAGUAUGUAAUGGGCGGUACAUUUCGACUGGACGUGCGGUUGUCUUGACUUCUUGUCCCCUGACGUAACAUUGUCAUGAAGCAGUAAUUGGUUUUAUGGCGAUGUGUGACUCAUGGAAGUUGCCAGUGUGUAUUGGCACGCAGCAACCGCCAUUUUCGCUGCCUCGCUUGGCACUGGGUGUAUGUUGCGCACCUUCAUAUGCCUGUAAGGAUUCUACAGCUGAUACCGCAGAUGCGUUCUAUCCUUUUCCAUAGUUUCGAUUGUAAAGUAUUUGGAAG
This is a messenger RNA of Astrephomene gubernaculifera, 1727 nucleotides long. Lineage: Eukaryota; Viridiplantae; Chlorophyta; Chlorophyceae; Chlamydomonadales; Astrephomenaceae. The record is from the annotation of a GenBank genome assembly.